Molecule: messenger RNA, 1368 nt
Organism: Boeremia exigua
Lineage: Eukaryota; Fungi; Ascomycota; Dothideomycetes; Pleosporales; Didymellaceae
Exons: 3
Coding region: 22-1221 (399 amino acids)
Source: RefSeq, a predicted model, not a curated record
UCGACAUGAGCAGCGCGCACCAUGUCCUUCAACUACGACCGCUAUGACCGCCGCCAGCCCGCGACGCGCGCGCGCUCGACCUUUGGCUACUGGGUGCCCCUGGUCCUGACCGUGACCGUCGCGACCGCCGGGCUCGCCGCCUGGGUGUGGUCGGAGCGCCGCGACGACGAAGACGAGUCGUCCGAGGACGACAACCUCAGCUACGGCGAGGACGAGCGCACGCCCCGCGGCCCGCACGCGCCCCUGGACCGCGACGCGACGGGGCUCUCGCAGGGCGUCGCGCACCCGGACGCCCUGAUGGCCCGCGUGCAGGGCGUCAUCCGCCGCACCCCCAGCCCGCAGCAGGUCUUCGACUCGGUCAGCAAGAAGACGGCCGCGGGCUGGGCCGCCGCCGGCGCCGCGCUCGCCAGCAUCCGCGAGGAGGACAAGGACGACGCGUACGGCGACCACAGCCGCUGGUCCGAGGAGGCCGCCAUCCGCCGCAGCCUCGACGCCCAGGCCGCCGACCAGCCGCGGGUUGCCUCGCGCAGCGCCAGCAACCCCGCCGCCAAGCGCAAGACCGUCGUGGUGGUCGUGUCUGCAGAGUCCCUAACCGACACGCCCGACGACGACGCCCCCUACCGCUCCGAGAACGCCACGCUCCUCUCGCACCUCCCACCCACCGACUUCUCCCAAACCCGCCUCUUCAUCCUCAUCUACUCCCCGACCCUACGCUCGCACCCGCCCUCGCGCGCGCCCUCCCCCUCCCGCUCGCCCCUCGGCUCCUCCUACUCGGCCAUCGGCCGCGACGACCUGACCCCCGUAGACCCCACCGUCUACACGCCCGCGGCCUCCGUGCACUCAACCCCUCUGCACGCCUCGCUGCUCGCCCAGGCCGCCGCCCUCGUCGAGCACCCCGCUAUGGCGCUCCCGUUUGCUACGCCCGGUGGGCAUGUGCAUAUGCUGCGCCACCUUGCGCCGGAUCUGGUUUACACUGUUGACGCGCUGGCGGGCGAGGGCCGGUAUGUCGCUGAUGUGCGGAGGUGGGUUGGGCAGGUGGUUGUUGUUGUGGGCGCGGGCGGGUUGGUGGAUACGGAUGAUGAGGCUGCGGGGCACGGGGAGGGGGCGAGGGGGAGGUGGUGGGAGAAAGACGAUAUGGUUGGGUUGGGCAAGGGGGUCGAGGUUGUCGAUGUGUCGCGGUUCGAGGACGAUUUUGAGAGGAGGGUUGGCGGGAAGGAGUGAGUGUAUGAUGUGGUUUGUGUGGCUUUGGCUGGUUUGGUCAUGUGUUGAUGGUUAUGCGUACGCGGCGAUGAUUAUUGCAGUAUUAUACCUAAGUAUCAGUUUCACAGCGGCGUCACGUGCUUAUUCUGGUUGGUAGGCCGAUGGGGG